UACAAACAAUAUGGCUGCCUCCUGACUUCGUCGUUGGGGCUUUGAGGUAAAUCCUCGGUUCGAAUCCUCACUGAGGAAGAGGUGUAACGUCUCUGCCCCUCAGGUGUGAAGAAGGAGAAUCACUCGGUUGGGCGUGAGGAGUAAGUGAAUUCAAACAUUCAGAGCCCUCAGAACACUGCUUGGGACACCGGGAUCAAUUUUGAUUCCUUCUGUGUAAAUGAAGUUGGUGAAGCCUCAGAGGGAACGGCGUCAUCAGUGGGAGCGUCAGACCGCGCGAGAGGGGUAAUGGCGGACCGGAUAGCAGAGACUGUCGGCUCCGAUCACGUGACCGGGCGCCAUGUUUUUCCACCUCAGGGAAUGGCAGCGUCUUGCAGUCUGGGCCGCUUAUGCCGAUGUCAGCGCCCUUCUGGGAAGGAACAAGACAUCUGUGAUUGAGCCAAGAUGGGUUCAUUGAUUAAUUGAAGUAAAGGAGAGGGCUCCUGGUGGUGAUGUCUCGGGAGAAGGACGUGGAAGGCCAGCAGUCCCACACCAGUGCUUCCUCACAAUCACAGGCCAGCGGUGGCUGUUCACAGCUCCAAGGUGGCUUCACCCAGUCCCAAGGCUGCUUGUCCCAGUCCCAUGGCCUCUCGUCUCAGACCCACGGUUCCUCCUCUCAGUCCCAGGGCACGUCGAGCUCCUCCACCAGCACGCUGCUCACCUCCAGCCAGUCGUCUCAUUCCAGCUCCGGGACACUGAGCUCCUUAGAGACGGUGUCCACUCAGGAGCUCUGUUCUAUUCCCGAGGACCAAGAACCCGAGGAGCCCGUCCCUGCUCCUUGGGCUCGACUGUGGGCCCUUCAGGAUGGAUUCUCCAAUCUUGAGUGUGUUAACGACAGCUACUGGUUUGGCAGGGACAGAAGCUGUGACUAUUGCUUUGAUGAACCGCUGCUGAAAAAAACAGAUAAAUACCGGACAUACAGCAAGAAACACUUUCGGCUUUUCAGGGAAAUGGGGCCUAAAAACUCUUACAUCGCAUACAUAGAAGAUCACAGUGGGAACGGAACCUUUGUAAACACAGAGCUCGUAGGGAAAGGAAAACGCCGUCCUUUGAAUAACAAUUCAGAAAUCGCACUUUCACUCUGUAGAAAUAAAGUUUUUGUAUUUUUUGACCUGACAGUAGAUGAUCAGUCAGUUUAUCCUAAGGAAUUAAGAGAUGAAUACAUCAUGUCCAAAACUCUUGGAAGUGGUGCCUGUGGAGAGGUGAAGCUUGCUUUUGAAAGGAAAACGUGUAAGAAAGUGGCCAUAAAGAUCAUCAGCAAAAGGAAGUUUGCUAUUGGCUCCGCGAGAGAGGUUGACCCGGCUCUCAAUGUUGAAACAGAAAUAGAAAUUUUGAAAAAACUAAAUCAUCCUUGCAUCAUCAAGAUUAAAAACUUUUUUGAUGCAGAAGAUUAUUAUAUUGUUUUGGAAUUAAUGGAAGGAGGAGAGCUGUUUGAGAAGGUGGUGGGGAACAAGCGCCUGAAAGAAGCUACCUGCAAACUCUACUUUUACCAGAUGCUCUUGGCUGUGCAGUAUCUGCACGACAAUGGCAUUAUACAUCGCGACUUAAAGCCAGAGAAUGUCCUGCUGUCAUCCCAAGACGAGGACUGCCUUAUAAAGAUUACUGAUUUUGGGCAGUCCAAGAUUUUGGGGGAGACCUCUCUCAUGAGAACCUUGUGUGGUACCCCCACCUACUUGGCUCCUGAGGUUCUUCUGUCCAUCGGGACGGCCGGGUAUAACCGUGCUGUGGACUGCUGGAGCCUGGGCGUCAUCCUUUUUAUCUGCCUUAGUGGGUAUCCACCUUUCUCUGAGCAUAAGACGCAAGUGUCCCUGAAGGAUCAGAUCACCAGUGGAAAAUACAACUUCAUUCCUGAAGUCUGGGCAGAUGUUUCAGAGAAGGCUCUGGACCUCGUCAAGAAGUUGUUGGUAGUGGACCCAAAGGUGCGUCUUACAACAGAAGAAGCUUUAAAUCAUCCUUGGCUUCAGGAUGAGGACAUGAAAAGAAAGUUUCGGAGUCUCCUGUCUGAGGAAGAUAAAUCGGUGGCUGUCUCCCAAGUCCCAGACCAGCCUUCCACUAGUCAAAAGCGGCCCCUUGAAGAAGAAGCAGAGAAUGCCGAGGCCACAAAGCGCCGGACCGUGUGUGCUGCUGUGUCGUAACCCCGUGGUUCGAACAUGAACGAAAUGUACCUGCUUUCAUUCCGUUGUCAUCUUUUUUUGUUUCCCUCAAUCUGCGUCUUAUGAUUUGUAUUUUAAUUAUGGAAAUAAUUGCUUCUCCACAAUCACUGAUACACAAUUAAAAAUCUGAUGGAACCUGG
Lepus europaeus (European hare) is the source of this 2329-nucleotide messenger RNA. RefSeq names its product checkpoint kinase 2 (gene CHEK2). Gene Ontology annotation, molecular function: protein binding; protein serine/threonine kinase activity; ATP binding. Gene Ontology annotation, cellular component: nucleus; cytoplasm. The record is from RefSeq and is a predicted model, not a curated record. Gene Ontology annotation, biological process: mitotic DNA damage checkpoint signaling; protein phosphorylation. The coding region runs from base 489 to 2171 and encodes 560 amino acids. NCBI's taxonomy places the organism in Eukaryota, Metazoa, Chordata, Mammalia, Lagomorpha, Leporidae. The transcript is spliced from 15 exons.